This is a messenger RNA of Cryphonectria parasitica EP155, 1383 nucleotides long. RefSeq lists its product as uncharacterized. NCBI's taxonomy places the organism in Eukaryota, Fungi, Ascomycota, Sordariomycetes, Diaporthales, Cryphonectriaceae. The record is from RefSeq and is a predicted model, not a curated record. Bases 1 to 1383 code for a protein of 460 amino acids. The transcript has a single exon. Gene Ontology annotation, cellular component: membrane. Gene Ontology annotation, molecular function: acetylglucosaminyltransferase activity.
AUGAACUGCAACUAUGACACUCAGCACCUGAAGAAGCUGCAGGACCGGUAUGAGCUUGGCGAGCAGUUUGAAUACUUCAAGCGCUACAUCCAGGUCUCGCGCCAGGACAUUGACAGGCAGAGGAUGACCAAGCUGGACCAGUACUUCCUGCCCAACACCGCCAAGACUGUCGACCUUGGAAAGAAGAACAUGAACGAGCAGUGCCCGGAGCCUCUGGUCGUACCUGUCCCCAAGUCCCCCGCACCCGACACUGCGAACCUGACCGACUUUAUCUUUGGCGUUUCUACUACCUACCAGCGUUUCACCGACAGCGAGACCAGCCCCAUCGAUGACUGGACCUACUGGCUGACGGACAGCCAUGGCAGCACAAAUGGGGGCAAGCUUGUGCUCCUGUUGCUUGAUGCCACGGACGACGAGCUGUACGACGCGUGGGACCGGCUACACAAGGUCGGAAUUGAUGCCGACGUGUUCCACUCGGACAGCUCCCUGGAGAUGGCUGUCCGCUACCUGACGCUGGUGCCAACGCUGUUCAACCACCGCGAGCGGCCCAACAAGAAGUGGUUGGUCCUGUGCGACGACGACACCUUCUUCCCUUCCCCCAACGCCCUUGUCGAGGCCAUCUCCGCCUAUGACCCGACCAAGCCCCUGUACAUUGGCACCUUCUCCGAGAACGUCGCCCAGAUCGAGCGCCACGGAUCACAGGCAUAUGGUGGCGCUGGCGUCUUUAUCAGCAUGCCUGUGGGCCAGAUGGUCACGGAGCUCUACGAUCAGUGCAAGACGGCAGAGAAGCUUCAGGAGGCCGACACCGGCUACGGGCCCCAAGGCGACAUCCUGCUCCGCAAGUGCAUCUACGAGAACAGCGACGUCCGGUUGAGCCUCGAGAACGACCUCUGGCAACUUGACAUCUAUGAUGACCCGUCCGGUUUCUAUGAGAGCGGCAUCAAGCCCCUCUCGCUGCACCACUUCCACGGCGGUGCUUACCACAUUGCUUAUCCCUUCCAGUACACGAAGCUCGCCCAUAUCUGCGGUGAGGAUUGCUUCAUGCAGCGCUUCAUGACCCAGGACGAUUUCGUCCUGUCCACUGGCUACAGCAUUGCUCAGUACCCUGAGGGCGCCGACUACAACUGGGAUCAAUUCGAGAGGACAUUCAACCCUAAUGACGACAAGAACUGGCUCCUGGACCACGCAUUUGGGCCUCAGCGUGGAUCGCUCCUCAAGACCGGCGAGAAGAUCGCCUGGGAACUGAAGUCGGCCUCCCUGAACGAGGACAACACCGUGUCACAGGUGUACGUGCGCAAAGCCAAGGACGCACGGUGGGUUGAUGCCGAGGGCUGGCCAAUGAGCCAGGUUGACGGUGUCAUCGAGCUUGUGUGGCUGCCAUGA